UCUGAGCCAGAUACUGGAUUGCUGGGAUCCUCCAAGAUGACUUGCACUGAAGGCUGGUCAUCCUGCAAUGGAUUCUUCCUUCUGAUCUUAUCUUUAUUGGCUAUUGCAUUUAACCUGACCCCACUGAUUGCUGAUUAUGUGGAAGAUGGAAGACUCUUUGUUAGCCCUAUCUCGUGCUACGAAUGGUGGCUACCAGGUUUGGUUGGAGGAGGAUUGCUGGUCUUACCUGCUGUAUCAAUGACUCUGGCUGCAAGGAAGAAGGGAAGCUGUAAUUCCAGAGGAGGGAUGCUGGCGUCAGCUCUUCUGAGUGUGUUCAGUAUUAUCGGAGCAGUUUACUGCACUAUCAUCUCCCUCUUUGCGGUUGCCAAGGGACCACUGAUUUGUGAGACAGGGAGCAAUGAGCUGAGCAGCUGUGACUACACCCUAGCCAACCUCAGCUCUAACUCCUUCAAAGAGCUCCGGUUUGAUCUGGCCUGGCUCCUGAACACCACCUGCUUGCCAAGAGUAGAUCCUGCCAUUACAGCCGCACAAGGAAUUAUUCACGAGAGGGACCUUUCCAUAGAACUGAAUGAAGACACCCAGAAGAUCAUCCACAUCACUGUGUUUGUGGCAUUGGCCAUUAUUGGGCUAGUGGAGGCUUUGGUGGCCAUCAGCCAGGCUGUAGCUGGAUUGUUUGGCUUCAUCUGCGGAACAUCUAAAAGAAGACAAAGCCAGUAUGCCUAAGAAAUAAAGGACAAUGAAAUGUAAAAUCACCACGAGGACACCAAUUUGUUUGGAACCUCUUCAGUGAUGGCAAACUUUUUGCCCAGGACUGCCAAUCCUUUUCUUUAGAAAAAUGCACAGGCCCUGGGUACUGUUGUGCAGAGAAUUCCACAAUCCCUGGAGCCCCCUGAACUGUUUCAAGCUGGGCACAUGCACCAGGCCAGGGCAGCACAGGGGAUACCUGGGAACUCUGCACAACAGUACAACAAAGAGAAACCCAGGCCUGGCAAAUGAGGAUGGUGAUUAUUCAGUGGUGGGCUAACAAAUUGCAACACCCCAGUGAUUUGACUUUCAUUGUCCUUUAAAGAAGGGUUUGCCAUAAUCACAUACAAUGUAAAGCUGGGCAAACAGGGUAAAAUCUGAGCCAAAUAAGCUGAUUUACUCAAUUUGCUCCCACCAGCUUGGGAGACCAAAUCAGAAUGAUCCAUUUGUUUAGUGACAAAUAAUUGGAUCAUAAUGAGGACCACAUGUGUGUGCCAAUUUCCUCAUAAAUCCUCAUCUGGAUUUAGGAUUCUCUAUUUAUUUAUAAUAAUAUUCACUUUGAUCUCCUUAGAUGGUAAAGAGUUGUCUUAUUCUGUUAUAUAAAGACAUUUUCAUAUUGACACCAGAUCUGGGGUGAGAAUGUCUUCCCUUUUGACAGGCACAUCUUAAAUGCUAAUUAUUCCUAACCUACCGUAAUGAAUUAAAGAAUCUGUCAUUAUGAAUAAAAUGUGCAUUAGGCCAGACUACAGGUGGCAUUUGGGCAUCCUGAUAAAAGUUAUUUGGCACUGCUUGGUCAAUAUUGAGGCCAACUCAUGUACAGGUAACGGAUCUAUUAUCCAGAGUGCUUGGGACCUGGGGCUUUCUGGAUUAGGGGUCUUUACUUCAUUUGGAAUACCAUAAAAAAAAAAAUUUAAUCAAUUAAACUCAAUAGGCUGGUUAUGCUUCCAAUAAGGAUUAAUUAUAUCUUAGCUGGAAUCAAAUACAACGUACUGCUUUAUUAUUACAGAGAAAAACGUAUUUUAAAAUGUGAAUUAUUUAAUUAAAAUGGAGAGUCUAUGCGAGAUGGUCUUCCCAUAAUUUGGAGCUUCCUGGAUUAGGGGUUUCCAGAUAACGGAUCCCAUACUUGUAGUUGCUAAAGGAAAUGUAAUUAAUACUGACUUGUAAAUGGUGUAUUUGUUAUUUAAAUUUCUUUCCUAUCCUAAUGAGUUGAAUGGUAAUAAAUGUCAAUAGUACUGUUUGUUCUUGCUAGGCCUUUGCUUAUAAAUAAAGUUUAGAAAGAUU
Molecule: messenger RNA, 2025 nt
Organism: Xenopus laevis (African clawed frog)
Lineage: Eukaryota; Metazoa; Chordata; Amphibia; Anura; Pipidae
Gene: tm4sf20.S
Product: transmembrane 4 L six family member 20 S homeolog
Exons: 4
Coding region: 37-723 (228 amino acids)
Cellular component (GO): membrane
Source: RefSeq, a predicted model, not a curated record